Messenger RNA from Dimorphilus gyrociliatus, 505 nucleotides. The record is from the annotation of a GenBank genome assembly. Lineage: Eukaryota; Metazoa; Annelida; Polychaeta; Dinophilidae.
AUUCAGUGGCAUGACGUCGAGACGUAAACUCGGUACGAUUGGUAAAUCGGACUGGAAGAUAGAGGAAGCGAGAUAUAGGAAGAUUAGGGAUCUAAUUCAAAUUCACAGCGAAGUACUCAGAACUCAAGAUAAGACAAACGAUUCUCCUUUUGUUCAGUUUCGUCUUGUAUUAACAACAGUUAAAAAAGAACCUUUGAAUAGACAAACAAGAUGUUCAAGGAGAAACGAUCCUCGCCUAUGUCACUAUUGCAAUAUAACUGGACCAUUAGCAUGUUCAGAGUGUUUAAAGGAAUAUAGAAAACGACUAGUUUAUCAGAAGAUCGAGGAACGCUUUCCGGACAUAUCAGUUCGUCAGGGUAUUGUAAAAAGAUCUGCUAGGAAUAAACCAACGGAAUUAGACAUUUAUAAGAGAAUACGAGACAGAAGUAGGAUGGAGCCCGUUAUUUUUCCAGCAAUACCAAAUGACAAAUCCUUCAAUCGAAUAUCAGAUAAGAUCGAACAAUGA